CUUGCCUGGGCAUCAGUGUUGAAGCAGGCCCUUCACUAUUUUAACCUCACCCCAGCCGCGCAAACACUCCCUCUCUCCUCAUCACACACCUCCAACUGCGGCUUGCUCUGCGGGUCAACUCAUCCUGCGGCUUGAAUUCGCGGCUUGAAAAGAAUACACCUACAGAAGCACUGAAAAAAACCUCAUCAUGCCUUUCCCACACAGAUUUCUUCAUCAUCCUUUUGGCUUUUUGCCUCGCAGACAACCAUCUGAAGAACACAACCAUCAGAACGCGUAUCCUGACUUCCCCAAUCCAAACAUCAAUCAGGGCCAGGAGCGUUUCUACGCACGCUAUCAAGCGCACGUCCGUAGAGAGCCCGAGUCUCCUUCUCCUGAACCUCGUUCUCCUGCCACCGACCUGGCUGCUUUUCGUUACCCUGAAUCACUUGCCCCUUUCGAAUCCCCUGAAUCUGGACCGGUCAACUUGAGUCCAGAAGAUCGGUUGCUAGCUCUUGUGACCGGCCCUGAACGUGCUCGUGACUCUGAAAUCGCAGGUCCUCACCCGUUUCCUGAACGGCCUGACAACAUGAUUGGACCCAAUCCUCAGGGUGUCCCGUACACCAUCAGCUCUGAAGAAUGGUCUCUUGCUUCCAACUCUUCCAAGGAUUCCCAGGGCGUUGGUGACAUUCCUGAGGGACAGCUGUCUGCUAGACUGAAGAGCGUGGUCUCAGUUUACUCGACGGUCUAUGCUGUAGCUAAGACUGCUUUCACGAUUUUCGAGAACUAUGGAGUCGAACUUGAUGAUACUCCUGCCGGUAUCAAAUUUCAUAUUGAACGUGCUGAAGCUGAAGUCACCAGCAACUCUAUUCCUACCUUGAUCAAGACCAUCGAAGACUGCUAUUAUGUCCUGUACGCUCGCCUUGCUAUCGAAAUGGGCAACGUCCAGCUCUGUGCUUCCUUCAACUUGGACAUCCGUCGUCUGUCUGGCCGAGACACCAUGACACUUCCUGAGCCUAGUCAUCUUUACCUCAUCUUGCGUGCAUGCAAGGAAGUGCUUGAAGCACCGGAAGUUUGCAAAGUCCUCGAUGCUGAAAUCGUCAAGCAGCAUCAGGAAGAAUUCGUCCGUCGUGCCAUGGCCGAGUUCGAGCAAAAAGAACACACUGCCAACGACUUGCUAGGCUACCGUCGCUACAUGACUAGCCUGAUCGAACAGGAAGAUUCUGAAUUCAGCAGAACCUGGCGUGGACUGAACCCCGUCUACCAGAUGGCCCCAGGCGAAAUCCUUGCCAUGCUAUCCGAGAAAUAUCUCUCUGUCGAGCCCGUCAAGAAAAACAGCACCCUCGCCACAAGGGACCUCCCGUUUAUCGACCGCGAGCGUGUCAACCCCGACGCAUGGGAGCGGGAAAUAAUCUUGGACAACAGACAGGCCACCUGGGCCAAACUCGAAGGGAAGAGUGUCGGAGAGAUGCGUCGCGAGGACGAGCGGCGCCCGCUCCUUGACUAUGUCAAGGAGUGCAAGUGCAUCUGCUUCUCGUUCUGCUCCUGCGCGACGGAGUGCACCAACAACGUUGAGCGUCUCUGUCCAUGCGCUGAGCGCAUGAUGCGCAUCCUCCUGGCCGAAGGCUCCUCGCCCAGGGACCAGGCGUUCGGGCAACGGUGCGCCGACUUGGCCGCCCUCGUUUUCGAGGGUCUGGCCUCCGUCUACCGGGGAGCCCAUGGUUCAGAAAUGGCCAUGGAGCUCAAGUCGGCGCUGGACCUCUUCAAAAGAGAGGUCCUCAACGAGCGCCUGGCUGCCCUGGGGGCCAGAGAGUAGAUGUCGCCGGGGUGGGAAGGAGGAGGGGGAGGGGGAGGGGGAGGGGGAAAUCUGGGAAAAAAGAAAAUAUUAAAAUAAAAAAAAAAAAAUAUCUUCAGCAUGUGGUUGUUGGAGACCGAUUGACCCUGUCGAGACGGGGGAACUGGCCCUAAGCUGGCUCCCCCAGUGGUAGAUAGAUCUUGGUCCAGACCGAAACAGGCUACAUUUGUUAAAACCAUCCAGUGCAUCCUCGUAAGGCUCCCGUAUGUAUCGAGUGAGUAUUGCUCUUAUCGACGAUAAAUAAACCGGAGGAUGAUCGAAGUGAGAUGAGCAAGGCAGGGUUGGUGGUGAAGCUGGUGGCUCACCGAGAAGGCAUGUAGUUAGUUAGUUGACGUUCUC
Messenger RNA from Paecilomyces variotii, 2170 nucleotides. RefSeq lists its product as hypothetical. Bases 188 to 1792 code for a protein of 534 amino acids. Lineage: Eukaryota; Fungi; Ascomycota; Eurotiomycetes; Eurotiales; Thermoascaceae. The transcript has 2 exons. The record is from RefSeq and is a predicted model, not a curated record.